AUGGAGGUUGGGGCUGCUGAAGCCACUGGGAGCAGUAGUGAUGUAGAGUUUGCGCCGGGUGUUGAAGCAGAGAGCGAUGAUGAGCUGCCGGCGAGUCCACUAGAAUCUGUUCCACCUCCUCCAGCAACUAACAACGAUGCUACUGGAGCAAGCCGAACAGAUAAUACUAGUAGACGGGAACAUGCAAUUGACAUUGGAUGGAGUGAAACGAUGCCAUCGAACGACUUGCCUGAGUUCACAGGUACCCCAGGCCUGCGAGUGGAGCUGUCUCCUGAGCAAGUCAGUUCACCGUUGAACCUAUUCUUGUUGUACAUCACGGACGAAAUGCUGACGGUAGCGUGUGCUCAAACAAAUUUGUAUUUUUACCAACGAGCUGCUGAUGUAUGCCUUGAGGGGGCUGCUCAUGCCAGAGAGUGGUCAAAUAUCACCCCUGCAGAGCUGAGAGUGUGGCUGGGAAUCCUUUUUACCAACUCCUUGCAUCCAUACCCCAGCAUGCCUCUCUAUUGGUCCUCUAAGAAGUUGUUUGGCCUUGAUGCCGUUAAGAGUGCCAUGAGCCUCCGUCGUUUUGAGCAGAUUAAGCGAUAUCUUCACCUGGCAAACACAGCUGCCGAGCCAAAAAGAGGCACACCGCAUUUUGACCCCCUGUACAAGGUUCGCCCUUGGCUGGAUGGACUGCUGAAGCAUUCCCAGGAGCUUUUCUCCCCCAGUAAACAGGUUAGCAUGGACGAGAUGGAUGUGUCCUUCAGUGGGAGAUGCGCAUACAAAUCGCGAAUUAAAUACAAACGAGCCGGCGAUGGAUUUUUAAUCUACGCACUAUGCGAUGCUGACACUGGCUACACCUGGUCUUUUCGGUUUACUUUUGACCAACCAGGUGCUGUGGAGGUUGGCCUGAGCAAGACCUUCAAUGCCGUGUUCCAGCUGAUGAAGCAGCUACCCGGCAAGGGGUUUCACGUUUUUGUCGACAACCUGUACUCCAGUGCUCUCCUUGCUGAGAAACUUCUUGCUUUCGGCCACCUGUACACGUGCACAGCUCGUGCUGAUCGCAUACCAAACUGUGUCAAGCAAAAGGCGCUAACAGGUCAAGCUGCACGACAGGCUCACGGCACUGUUAAAUGGGCAUCUAGGCGAAAUGUGGUGGCACUUACCUACUAUGAUGCAAAGCCUGUACCGAUGAUGACCACUGCUCACCAUGACCUCGAGGUGGUCACCUUCACCCGACCUCGUUGUCAGGUAAACCCGGAGACUCAUCUUCCGCACACAGUGGAUGUGGAGCUGACACGACUCAACGUCAUUCAUGAUUACAACUGCUUCAUGGAUGGCGUCGAUGUCGCUGAUCAGCUCCGUGGCUAUUACAGUUGCAGUCUCAAAUGUAUGAAAUGGUGGCAUGCUAUUUUUUACUGGAUCGUGGAUACUGCUGCCACCAAUGCCUACCUCUUACACAAAGAAGGCAUGAAGGCACAGGCAGCAUCUCCCAUGACCCAUCUCGAGUUCAUGGCCGACCUUGCAGAAUCGCUUCUCAGCACACCGCAUGGAAAGGAAAGAAGCAGCAGCAGCAGCGGGGCAAAGCGGCGCCGGUCAGCGGACGCCGCCAUGGACAAGCCAGAGAGUCGCCUUAUUGGUUCUCACAUGAUCCGGGCAAUUCAAGGGAGCAGUGCAAAGAACCCCCAGCGUGAUUGCGUGAGGUGCAAAGCCAAUGGCAAGCGCUCACGCACCAAUUACGAGUGUGGCACAUGUAAUGUCGGCCUUCACUCUGAUUGCUUUGAGGAAUGGCACAAGUGA
Messenger RNA from Sycon ciliatum, 1779 nucleotides. Its product is annotated as piggyBac transposable element-derived protein 4-like. The transcript has a single exon. The record is from RefSeq and is a predicted model, not a curated record. Lineage: Eukaryota; Metazoa; Porifera; Calcarea; Leucosolenida; Sycettidae. The coding region runs from base 1 to 1779 and encodes 592 amino acids.